Oryctolagus cuniculus (rabbit) is the source of this 1272-nucleotide messenger RNA. RefSeq names its product mitochondrial translation release factor in rescue (gene MTRFR). Gene Ontology annotation, biological process: translational termination. Gene Ontology annotation, cellular component: mitochondrion. Gene Ontology annotation, molecular function: translation release factor activity. The record is from RefSeq and is a predicted model, not a curated record. Lineage: Eukaryota; Metazoa; Chordata; Mammalia; Lagomorpha; Leporidae.
UGAGAAUGAGCGUUUGACAGGGGAGGGCAGCGGCAGCCAGGGUACGGCGCAUGCGCAGAUCCGGGAGCGCGGUUGCGUCUUCGGUCCCGCGGUGAUUCGGGGUUCCAGUGGAACACCGGGCGCAGGAGGCCCGUCGUAAGAGCAGGUCCAGGCGAGCAGAGCCACUGUCUUUAUGAGCACCUCAGGUCUGCUUCAUCUUCCCGCACCGCUGACCAGAAUAUGCACCGUGCCCCGUGGGCUCUGGCUUCGGGAGAAGCUGCCGUUGCUAUCCCCGGGGGCGGCGGUCACUGCAGUCCCGACAGCAGGCAAGAGAGAGUGGCCCCCUCUGCCUCCCCUGGAUGAGAACGAGCUCCGAGAGCAGUUUGUGAAAGGACAUGGCCCAGGCGGCCAAGCAACCAACAAGACCAGCAACUGUGUGGUGCUGAAGCACGUCCCGUCGGGCAUCGUGGUGAAGUGCCAUCAGACCAGAUCAGUGGAUCAGAACAGGAAGCUGGCUCGCAGGAUCCUGCAGGAGAAAGUGGACGUCUUCUACCACGGAGAGAACAGUCUGGUUUACAGAGAAAAACAAGAGGCAGAGAGGAGAAAGCAGGAGAGGAAGAGGAGAGCAAAGGAGACCCUGGAGAAGAAGAAGCUGCUGAAAGCACUGUGGGAGUCGAGCAAGGCACCCUGAGGACGUAGCCCGCGGCCGCCAGGAGGCCCAGGAAGUGGGCAGGAGUCCACCGGCCUGAGGACGUAGCCGGCGGCCGCCAGGAGAAGCUGCCAGGAGGCCCAGGAAGCGGCGGGAGUCCACCGCCGGCGCUGUCCCACAGCUUCUGAGUCUUGGACAGAUGAAAGUCAGGAUGAAGCUGUGGGGGGCAGAGGCGCAGGCUCCAGCAGUAAAACAAGGAAGUUGGAGAAGGGCCCCAGGUUGGCUGACAAAGUCUCUUAUUCUUGGUCUGGGCGGUCGUUAAAGGGUCUCCCCGCUCCCCACUUUCCUUUUUAUGGAAGAGGCCCCAUCCACCAGCUCACACCCCAAAAACCUGCAAUGCUCAGGCCACUCAAUCUGCUUCCCCCGGGGGGGCCCCCGGAGCCUCCCCACUGCCUCCCAGGGCCUGCGCGGACAGGACGUGGAGUCAGAAGCCACAGCUGGGCCUUGAUCCACACUCCAGUGAGGGAUGCAGCAUCUUAAUGGCUAGGAAACACCCCCCACCCCACCUUUUCUUUUUAAUACAUUUAUCUAUCUGUUUUAUUAUUAUAAAGAGGUUAGAAAUAAAAUGUUUUUGAAAAACAUGA